AUGAUUGUAUUUUGGAAUGAGAGGAAAGGUCCGCCUUCUCGUCGGGGGCCAGAUGUCGGGUUGGAUUUCACGGAUCAACCUGCGCCUGCUCCUGACAUUCCACAGCAGCCACCUAACAAUGAUGAUGUGGACUAUCCAGGUUACGAAGAUCCGCGAGGAGAUAUGCCUGUGGAUGAUGAGGAGAUGCCACCACCUCAAGGCCAACGGCCAGAACCGGAUCUAGACAAUGAUCCGGGGAAUUUCCGAUUGAACAAACACCCCUCCCAGAAACCGCCGGUGCCGGAUGUUGGGGAUGACCGCGAUUCGGAUGCAACUGUUGACAAUCGUGAGGAUGGCUUGCUUGCUCUUGCGGUUGGUGACGAGGAUGUGUUGAUCCGUUUGCCGAAGGACUUUCAGGUUCCUUCCUUGGUUCUGUUGCAUGGUGACGGAUUCGCAUCCUGGUUGACAAAGCAGGACAAGGUCAAAGCGGGGACCGUCACUCCGGCUAU
This is a messenger RNA of Symbiodinium necroappetens, 488 nucleotides long. The record is from the annotation of a GenBank genome assembly. NCBI's taxonomy places the organism in Eukaryota, Dinophyceae, Suessiales, Symbiodiniaceae.